AAUUAAACUAAUCCCAAAAGUUCAGGCUUUGUUGCUCUAUAUAUAAUACUCUUUGAAACCACCCUCAAAGAAAUCCACACAGUGAACAAUGGCUUCUCUAGACCUCUUGCAAACACUUGCAAUCCAUAUGUAUCCAAGAAGGCUAUUACUACACCCUCUAUACACACUACCAACUCCUCCGAACUCACUGGCUUUAGCUCCAACGGUUCAAAGAAACAGCGCCGGUGCUCAACCAGGUAGCAGCUUCGACGCAAAUGUUGUAAUGAUCCUUGCCGUGCUCCUCUGCGCGCUGAUAUGCGCGCUGGGGCUGAACACCAUAGUGCGCUGCGCUCUACGUUGCAUGGACCGAGUUGGGCUUGGAGCGGACCAGGCUGAGCGAGUCACAAGGCUGGCUCAGUCCGGGUUGAGGAGAAAAGUCAUAAGGGCUUUGCCAGUGUUUGUAUUCUCAGAAGGGUUGAAGAUUUCAGAGUGUUGUGCUAUUUGUUUGUCAGACUUCAUGAAUGGAGAGAGAGUAAGAGUGUUGCCAAAAUGCAUGCAUGGGUUUCACGUUAAGUGUAUUGAUCGUUGGUUGAUGGCGAGAUCAUCUUGUCCGACGUGCAGGCAGUGUUUGUUCCACACUCGGCAGAAGAGCUCCGGGUGUGGUGAUGGACAGCAAGGACAGCAGCAGACUACUCAUUCUGUUAUUUUACCAUUAGAGCCUGAAGGAUUGAUUGUUUCUUAUAGAUGAUCUUUUAUGGUUUGUAUAAUGCUUUGUGUUUUGUAAAUACUCAGCUUUAGUUGGAAAAGAAGAAGGAAUCAAAGAAGAAAAAAAAAUUAUGGUUCAGAGAUUUGUUUUUGGGACCCACUGAAGAUGUGUUUAAUUUCCUUUGUUUUUGGUCUGGCCAAUAGAGAUUGAAAUGAAUGGGAAUCUGAGGGUGAGACCAACUUAACUGAUUCUCAUUUAUCAGUUGUUUUAGGAUCAAAUUGG
Molecule: messenger RNA, 967 nt
Organism: Dioscorea cayenensis subsp. rotundata (Guinea yam)
Lineage: Eukaryota; Viridiplantae; Streptophyta; Magnoliopsida; Dioscoreales; Dioscoreaceae
Product: RING-H2 finger protein ATL73-like
Exons: 1
Coding region: 89-727 (212 amino acids)
Biological process (GO): protein ubiquitination
Molecular function (GO): transferase activity
Source: RefSeq, a predicted model, not a curated record